Messenger RNA from Armigeres subalbatus, 801 nucleotides. RefSeq lists its product as uncharacterized. NCBI's taxonomy places the organism in Eukaryota, Metazoa, Arthropoda, Insecta, Diptera, Culicidae. The transcript has 2 exons. The coding region runs from base 84 to 800 and encodes 238 amino acids. The record is from RefSeq and is a predicted model, not a curated record.
AGCCGAUCUAAACACGUGCUUUCUAAUUGGGUAACACGUGCAACUGAUUAUACGAGUUCUGUCGCAAAUAUUUCUACCAUAAUAUGGAUUCGGACGCUGCUCAAAAUAAAAAAAUUGCGUGCUUGGAGGAGAAAGUGCGAGAAGCCACCGCCAUGCUGGAGGAGCAACAUGCUUCCUAUGAAAAAGAUCUAAAGCAGUUCUACGCGUUGAAGGCCAAGGAAAUCGCCUUGGAGCUAAAAUUCGAAAGCUGGAAGCAGUUGUACCGCAAACAGGAAGCCGAACUCGAUCAAAAAUUCGCUCGAAUGCGCGAAAUAAAGCUCAACAUUUGGGACGAUCGAGAGAAAUUCUGCGAUGAUUCAUCCACCUUCGUCCGGCAGUUCUCGCUGCCAAGCACUUUGAUUCAGCUGAGGCGUGCGGAGCGGCAAGCGGAAGACGGUUAUGAUGCCCGUCAAUGGUUGGUGAAGCAUUUCGAUUACGAAGCCCGUUUGGAACAGGAAGCCCACCUCCAGAAAAUGGCGCAGGUCGACGAGGAGAUUGCCGAGCUUCAGCAGCGGGAAGCGGAACUGGACGACGAGGAACGGGAACUGGCCCCCGGUCUGGAAACUGUUCGGCGGCUGCAGGAAGCGGUGACCAAUUCGGUUAGCUGCCUGGAGGAGAUUCAGGAAAACAUCAAAGUGAUUCAGAAUCGCAAGAGGAGCUUGAUGGUUGGGGCCUUCGAGGCGAGGGAAGUGAGGUCAAUUUUGAAAAGGCCUUCCUUUCUGGAUAGGAAAAUUGAACGCAAACAAGUGCGUUUCGAGUAGA